Messenger RNA from Triticum urartu, 509 nucleotides. RefSeq lists its product as uncharacterized. The record is from RefSeq and is a predicted model, not a curated record. NCBI's taxonomy places the organism in Eukaryota, Viridiplantae, Streptophyta, Magnoliopsida, Poales, Poaceae.
UUACCUCUUCGAUAUGGCAUCAUACAUGAAGAAGGUUGCUGAAGGACCACUGGGAACCGGCAAGGCUUUCAUAUGCCUGUCGCUGUUGAUGCUGCUCGUGCUGUCAUCUGGAAAAAUGGGGUCGCAUGGCUGCGAAAAGCGGAAGAGCGGGAGGUGGACCAACGACACUUGCAUCAUAGCAGGCACCUGCAACGGGCCCUGCCGGGACGAGGGUUUCGACAACGGCCAUUGCCAUAACACCUGGGAAUGCAUCUGCUACAAGAACUGCGGCUUAUCCCUCCAACCACCGCAUGCAUGAACGAUCGGCAUGUACUCCGACUAAAAUAAAUUAAUAAGUUCUAUUCGUGGCAUAAAAGCAACUCCAACGGGCCGACCCAACGGACGAAAAUUUCGUCCGCUUUUUGUCCGUUUGGGUCGGCCAGAUGGACACGGAUGCCCGCUUCCGCAUUUGGGUCGGCGCGUGCGCCCAACACUGGCCUGAGACCUAUUUUGACGGUGCCAAAAAAUGA